This is a messenger RNA of Effrenium voratum, 17676 nucleotides long. The record is from the annotation of a GenBank genome assembly. NCBI's taxonomy places the organism in Eukaryota, Dinophyceae, Suessiales, Symbiodiniaceae.
AUGGCAAGUGGGGCUGGGCACAGAGCCGGGGGUGUAGUCGUGGCAGUUCCUGGAGAUGGCUGGUGCCUCUUCCAUGCGGUGGCAAGGUACGGGGCCAGGCCUGGAGCAGGUGCUAGGCCGCGCUGGUGUCUGCGUGCUGCAGCGGAGAUCUACUUGCAGGCGCUAGAGUGGCUGUGGGCGGCGCUGGCUGGACCAGAUGCCGCAGCAACUGAAGCAGCUUGCGUGCCAGAAACGGAGGCGGAGUUGGAGCGACACCGAGACUUCGUUCGACGGCGCGGUGGCGUGGAGGCACAGGUUCCAGACGCCAAGCUGGUGCUGUGGAGUAAGGUGCUGGCUGUGGUGGAGCAGCCUAACGGUCUGGACUCCUUCCAUCAUGGGACCAGCGCAGAAUUGUGGGCGCUCACCCAGCAGUUCGACUUCGAUGCUAUAGUAUGGAGCGGCGUCCCUGACGCGAACUACUGGGCACGAACUCAGACUCGUGUCACGGACGAAGAAUGCCGGACGGCAGUGGCUCGGCUCCCGACCGUGCUGCAGCUGCUGCACCGAGAGAUCGGCAACGUGGGGCACUAUGAUCUGCUCGGGACCGAUGCCGUGUCUCCGCAGCCGUUUGCGCGGACACCUUGGGUGAGGCGGUGGGCCGAAGGCGGCAGUGAAGCCAUGUGGGAAGUGCUAGGCAUGCCAAGGCGGCCCGAGCGCAUCCAUGCUCCAAUUCCUGAAGUGGAGGCGGACGUCUGGUCCGAGCCAGAAACCAAGUGUGACGUGGUCUUGUCAGACAAAAACUCUGACAAAAUAGACAUGGAAACCGAUAGUGUGCCAAGGCAGCCCGAGCGCAUCCAUGCUCCAAUUCCUGAAGCGGAGGCGGACGUCUGGUCCGAGCCAGAAACCAACAGUGACGUGCCCUUGUCAGACAAAAACUCUGACAAAAUAGAGAUGGAAACCGAUAGUGUGCAGUCGUGGGACUCGCAGGAUGCCAGCGACGAAGCUGAAGAGCUCGGCCCGGUGGCGGUGGAAGCCAGCAAGACGUGGACCACCCUGGAAGACACAGACGUCCACCUUGCCGAGCAAGUGGCAUCCCUGCUGCGGCCGACGCCGCUGCUGCCGCCGCCGCUCCCGGCCUGGAGUGCCAGCAUGUGCGCGCCUGCCUCAGGAAUAGUCUACCCCGCCGUGCAUUGCGCGUUUGCAGGCUGCGCUUGGUGCAGCGAGACGCAGCCGUGUCAAGAGCGGGGCACGCUGGAGCGUGGGUGGUGCCAGACUUACACUGGCAGGGCAGGAGUGGUGGCACUCGUUUGCCGAGAGGAGGCAUCCGUGCCUGCAGUGGGCUGGAGCGUGGAUCGGCGCACGCUACGCCGUCUCCGACAGGAGAGGCGCGAGGAGCACUGCGUGGCCUUGGUGUGCGCCUGUUGCGCGGGAGUGCAGCCUGGAGGUCCUAAUGGCAACGUAGGAUACGUGUCAGUGCGCGAGCUGUUCACAACCGUGUCAGCCGAGAGCUUUGCCGCGAACUGGAGCUUGACAGAGUACAUUCGCAAGUACGGCGAGCACGCGGCCGUGAGAGAUCGGCUUCCGGAGCAGGAUUGGCAGCUGUCGCUGCCGCCCGAUCUGUUUGAGGGGCAGCGAAUUCUGUGCUGCCCAGAAGACCGCGUGUGUGCCGCGUGUCCAGCCACGCAAGAGCAACUGUGCGCUGAGUGCAAGCUGCCACUGUGCCGGACAUGCUGGAGCCGCUUGCGGCAGAGCACGUGCCCGCAAGUCCCGCAAGCUCUUGCCAAUGACAACUGGUACGGGUAUCCUCUGAAUUUCUUAUAUCAAGAAAAGGUGCGGUGGAUUGAGGCCGCGGCAGCAUGUCCCGUGUGGACGUCCGUGGUGAGUUUCUAUAUAGAGGAAGAUCGCGGGCACCUGAUGGAGGAGGAGCUGCAUCGCAGCGACUUCCGCGUGGCCGUGCGAGGCAAUGUUAGCUCCUUCAGCAUGCCUUGGGAGGAGAUCUACGGCAGUCUCCACCGCUUGGGGGCGGAGGCUGUGCUGCAUCAGCUGCCGCACGCAGUCCCGGUGCUCAACACCAUGAUGAAGUUGACAAUCAAGGGCAUGCGGCACGCCGAGAUCGUGGAGUGGGUGGCUGGUGCAAAGCUGCGCCCGUGGAUCGUCGUGAGGUUGUUGGAGCACCUGAUCGACAGCGGACAUCCCAUGUGUGAGGCAUGGGCAGACAAAGCCGCGCUCAAAGAAAGCUUGAAGCAGCGGGUGUUCAGCAGGUACGGCAAAGACGAAAUGUCGCCGGUGACCAUGGAGGCCGCCCCGAUGGCGCCGGAGGAAGCCGACCAAAGCGGCGGAGGGCAGAAAAAGCAUGCCACACCUGAAGCGGCCAGCGUGCAUGAAGUCAACGGCGAGGCCUUUGCUGGCAUAGUGCGGCCGCACGUGUUGUCGUCCGACUACACUAGCUCCCAGGUGCACGACGUAGACGUGCAAGAAAUUGUGCAGCUAGCCAAGCUCACCGCGCACGUGAAGGUGCAAACCGGGCAAAGCUUUUGGGACCAGUGGCAAAAUCGAUUCGUCAGCUGGGCGUACCCUUUCAGCCUGCCCGCGCCAGUGGGCGGUCCGGAUUUCCCGUCCAAGUCGCGGGACCGCAGGGGCAGUGAGGCUGCCGUGCUCACGCCCUUCGCAUACAUGCAAUCGCUGGCCCGGCGCGUGGAGAGCUCCAUCCGCAACUCCUGGGAUCUAGUGCCCGGGGUGCGCCGCAUCACGAUGAAGUUGGCAUUCGGUGUGGCACUCCGACCUGUGGCGUCGGCUCAAAGGCAAGCGGGCCGCCUGUACAAAAAGUUGCAGAAAGGGGUGUACACCGUGCGCCGCAAUGUGUGCAAGCCCAUCAACUACGAUGCGCGGAAGUUGUGGUACGCCAAAGACUUGACGCUGCCUGAGCAGGAGCUGCUGCGGGAAGUGCGGCACACGCAGCAGACCUUGCCGGGGACGGUGGAAGUCCGUCGCCGCAUCGGCCGGUUCUUGUUCGGGGCCCGGGUGGAACUAGGAGAGCCGCUGUUCCUGACAUUGUCGCCCACCACGCGGCACAACGGCCUCUGCCUCAAGUUCUCGCGGUAUCGCCGUGCGGACCCGGCAGCAACAGGCAUGUCCGGGCCAUGGUUUGCACGAGACUCGCCUCAAGUAUGGGACACGGCCGAUGUCCAAAUCGAGCUGCCGAAUUAUGACGUCCGGCGAGAGCUGACGGCCAGAGACCCGUGGGCGGUUGUCGUCGCCUUCCAGGCCAUGGUGCGCUUCGUGUUUGGCACCCUGCUCGGCCUGCGCAUGUGCUUCCGAUGCCCAAAUUGCACGUGCCGCGAUCAGACAGGGCACGGGUUUCACGUGACGGGCGGCGUGCUGGGCCUGGGCCUGGUCCACGCCAUGUGCGGCGCGAUUGAGUACCAAGCAAACUCGACACCGCAUUUUCACUGCAACGUGUACUUGGCAUGCGUGUGGCAGCAGCCCCUGCAGAAACUUGCCGACCUGCUGCAGGCCGAAGUGCUGCGUGUGGCGGAAGUGUUCGACUUUCAGCAGUGGCUGCAUUGCGAGGAGCAUGUUCUGCACGAGAAGCACCAAGCCGAGGUGCAGGCAGUGGAAAAGUCGUGGCUGCAAAACUACCGCGGUCCAGAGAAGGACGCUUUGUGCUUGUGGCCCUGCUUCCUACUGCAAGACACGCAGCCGAGCGCGUGGACGCAAGAUCAAGCAGAACAGGCGGCAGCCACGGAUGCAGCGAGGUUCAAGGCAGCCUACGAUGCAGCUGUGCAGCAAAAGCUGACGCAUCAGCAGCAUCACGUGCACCCGUGGAGUGCCUCGCAGCAAGCCCGCUUGCCGCUGCCAGCAUGCCGCAAAAAGAACGCUCCGAAUAAAUGCAAGCACGGCUUCCCGCGGCCGCCCAAUCCGCGCUGCAGAGUCAUUUGCCGCGGCAACGCGCGCAAGUUCAAGCUCAGCACCCGGGGUCGCCGUAAUGCGCUGGGCACUGUGCUCGGUCGCCGGCACGAUCCGUGGCUGUCUGGCACCUGCCGAGCGUUCGCCUUGAUGCUGAUGGGCAACAGUCACACCGGCCUGAACUACCGCGUGCCUCUGGCGAGCAGCACGCAUGAUCCGGACUGCGCUCGGGACUGUCUUGGGGCGCAGACCGUCCGACGGCUCCAGCGAGCCAUCGCCCAAGCGGCUCGCCGUGCCACCAAGUAUUUCACGGGGUACUUACAAAAACCGCAGCCUCUGGGCCGGAAAGAGCUGCAGCACGCGGCGAGGCAAUUGAGCUUCUUGGACACCAAGCCGUGUGAGGGCAAGGAGCUGCAGCGAUACAGGCAAGUCGUCAACCGGGUGCUGGGAGACCUCGAGUUUCGUUGCUCCGUCCGACCACUCACGGAAGAGUUCAUGCUGGCUGGCUUUUGGGACGUGAGCGAGCCGUCUUCGGCCGAAUGCAUUCGCAGCUUCUGUGUGGCCCCAUUCGUGGGGCACGAGUGGUUGACGCAGCUUGAUGCAGUCACCGAACAGCGGAAGAAACUCAAGCCACACAGCAAAGGCAAUGCAGAGUUCAAGCUGUCUGAGCUGUACGGGUGGCGAGGCACGGACCCACGCGUGUACUUCUUGUCUCCAUGGGAGUUUGUGAAAUGGUGGGAAGUGAAGAAGCUGCAGCCGCCUUCUGCGGCGGCCGAAGGGGACGAGCGCGGCCUGAGUGAGUGGAGCCCCGGACGCUCCCAGAGCAUGGCGCAAGGCCAGGCGUCUGCGCCCGCAGACGGCUGGAAGUUCGGACGGGACUAUCGCUGGCGCGACCCCUUGCCACCCCGUCUCGCAGCGAGCGUCCUGCGCCCGCCGUGCAAGAGCCAAACCCAGGCGGCCGCAGCGCACUACCUGCAACGGCGUCAGGAGCCUGUGGUGCCUUUCCCAAGCCUGUGCCCGCUUCCAAAAAGUGACAUGCCCGCAGACACACAAGCACGGUUCCUGAACGUGUAUCUGCGACCUUGGACCUUGGAUGCGGCAGACGCGAGCCUGCACGUGCCGCACAUCACGGCGCUGGACCUGCCCAUCUCCUCCUUGCAAGCAAGUAAGCCACGGCGACGGCUGCUACAAAAGACAGCCCCUGCAGACAGAAGCCACAGCGCAGCUUGGCGAGACUAUGCGACGCAGCACGCGGUGUCCGAGCACGCUGCCAGGACAAUCCGCAACUUCUUGGCCGCGGCCGAGUGCACGCCUGACGAAGAAGACUUGGAGCAGGACAAGAAGGAGAAGCAAUGCGCCGAAGUGGACACGACUUGGGUGGAUGUAGCCACAGUUCGCCGACUCAGUGAGGGCGGCGGCUUCCAGUACUCCAGCCGCACGGCCCCCGCAGUGCGCAACAUAGUCCAGCAGUGGCGCACCAAUGCCGAUGCGGAGCAAGUGGCGGACCUCGCACGGUGCGCAGGGGUCCCAGAUCCCAAGGAAGCCCUCGGAGCCGGAGCAGGAGAUGCACCGCAGGAGCGGCCGGGCGAAGCGCGCGCUCAGCCGGCAGUGGCGUGCGUGUACGGCAAGCUGAGUGCACAGGCAGCUGCGCUGUGGCUGCGCAACUUGCACGACCCCAGCACUCUGGCACGGCCCAGCGAAGAGCAGCAGGCCUUUUUGCAGGCCGUGAUAGAUCGCUGCCUGCGGGAAGCAUGCGAGGAGGCAGAGGACAAGCCCUUUCGUAGCGAGCCACUGCGUGCCUUCUUGCACGGCGUGCCCGGGGCGGGCAAGAGCCAGACCCUCAAGUGGCUGCGCGGCUUUUUCGAAGAGAUAUGCGGGUGGAUGCAGGGGCAAGAGUUUGUGUACUUGGCCUCACAAAACACCCAGGCUGCGCUGAUCGACGGAAACACGCUGCACUCGUUUGCCGAGCUGCAAGUCAAGGCUCCCAAGCAGAGGCGACAAACGCAGUUUGGCCCCGACAAAUUCGUGAAGUACCAACGACUCCGGUGGCUGAUAGUCGACGAAUGCAGCACCGUCGCGCUAGAGGUCUUGGCCGUCUUGCAAAAGCGGCUGGCAGAAGCGACCCGCAAGAAGCGCUCCUGGAAGUGCAGAGACACCACGCACGAGCGGCCGUUCGGCGGCGUGAACUUCCUUUGCGCAGGGGACUUCUGGCAGUUCCCCGCGGUGCGCGCCACCUCGCUGUUCCAAAACCCUUUCAGCAAAGGGGUCAGCGUCCAAGUCGCCAACCUGCACCGCCUGUUUUGGACGCACGGCGAGGACGGCAUGCAGCGCUUGUUUGAGCUGACAAAAGAACAUCGCUGCGUGGACCCGUGGCUGAGCCACGUGCUCUUGCAAGCCCGGUAUGGGCGGCUGUCCCAAGAGGUGUGGUGCUUCCUACACGGCUAUCCCACGCUGGCAGGACUGAAACCCUUGCUGCAGUGGCCUCUGCGCCCGGUGGCCUUGCGCCUGGGGACCAUCUGCUUCUCCAUCGCCUUUGCAUGGCGCCUCGAAGAGUUCUGGUACGGCUUGUCCACGUGGCUCCUGAAACUCUUUGAGGAGGUCGGCCUUGAGCACCGGUAUUUGGCGGCCGUGGCCUACGCACUCUCAGGUGUGCCUGGCUGUGUGGCCUCAGUGCUGCUGCUUCGGUGCCUGCAGCCUUGGCGGCUGCUGGCGUUCUGGCUCCUGUGCACAUCCCUGAGCUGUCUCAGUAUAAGUCUCAUCGAGUCCGGAGCACAAGGGCCUUUGCUGGCGGCCGCUUGCGUGUGUUUUUUCAACAGCGUCUCCACUGGGGUCUUCAACGUCUUGACCACUGUGUGGGGUGCGCCUUUCAGCCCCUCUCUGCGACCCUUCGCCCUGGGAGCGCUCUCUGUGGCGCUGCGCGUGGGCUCUAUCUGCGCUCAGUUCGUGGAUAGCGCGUUGCUCUCCAGCCACAAGGUGCCGGAGAUGACACUGCUGCCGGCGGCAGUGACGAUUGCCUGGACUCGCCAACUGCAACUGGCGACUGGCUACUGGCUCCGACGACAUCUGAAGGGCGACAGCAGGAAGAUCGACCUGGCCAGAAGUAUCCAGGCCUUGGUGGCGGAGAACACGGCCCUCAGGAACUUCUCUCAGCUGCUGGUCUACUGCGUCUCAGUUUUCGGCCCCCAAACUGUGCCGAGCGCCUUCCCGCUGAAUGACUCUGCCGCUUCCGCCUCCAAUGUGUCGUUGGUAGACCUGGACUUGGACUUCCUGGAGCUGGGAGGAACCAUCACUUGGCGUGCGCCUGACGCUGUGGAAUUUGUUGAAAGCUACGUGCUCUAUUUGGCGUCCGACCUGGCUGGCAGCAACCGUACUUUGCUGCAUUUGGUGCCCAUGGGCAUCAACCAGCUUUUCCUUGGCGCGGACACCUCGCGUCUGCCCAGCCAGACCUAUCUCCUUGUUUACACCAAGUCUGCCCUCUUCGAGCAAUCCACCGCCAGCGAGCUGCAGGUGGAGGACUCUGAUAUCUCCGCAAACAAUGUGAGCUUUGUGGACGUCGAUCUGGACGACACUGAGGUGGGCGGCGUGAUCCGCUGGACCGAGCCGGAGGACCCUGACGCCCUCGCUGCAGGCUACGUGGUGUACCUGGCGGACUCCUCCAAUCGCAGCGAGAUCAGUUCUGCUGCGGCAGGCACCUCGGAGAGUCCCUUCUUCCAAAACGUGGCGCUCCAAGGCUUCACGGAGGCCGCGGUGUACACCCGCUCUGUGCUGGCGGAGCAAACCACGCCCAGCGUGGCGGCGCUGAGCGACGCCUUCGCGCGGGUGGAGGUGACCUUUGUGGAUCUCGACCUGGACGAGAACCAUCUCGGGGGGUACGUGCAGUGGACUGAACCGCUCAGUGAGGUGGCCAGCUACAACAUCUACCUGGGCGCCGAUGCCUUUGGUCUGAACCGUUCCUUGCUUGGCCAAGAGCCAGCGGAUCGGAACUCCACCUUGGUGCCAGCCGAUACCAGUCGCGGCGCCUUCUCCCACGUCCUAGUCUUUGCAGUUUCCUCGGUGGAGCAAACCACGCCGGGAAGCGCCAGCAUCCAGGACGUGUGGGCCAGCGCCAGCAGCGUGGGCUUCAGUGACCUGGACCUGGACGCCUCUGAGAUCGGGGGCGAGGUGGCCUGGCAGCUCGAGGCGACCAACCCAGGCGCCGUGUGGCGCACCGCCGUGUACCUCGCGGGUGACAGUGGCCGAUCCCUGGUGGGGGAGGUGGACGCAGGCCAGACUAGGCUCAACCUUCCGGUCGACACGCAGCUGGGCGACUUCCGCUUGCUUGCCGUGUACACCAGGUCUUUGCUGGCGGAGCAGUCCAGCCCUUUCACAGCGGAGGUGAACGACACCAACUUCUCAGUGGCAGGUUUGGUUUUCUUGGACCAGGACCUGGAUCUAGGCGAGCUGGGCGGCGAGGUGUCGUGGACUGCUGAGAGCCUCGCCCAGCUGCAGGACUACGUGAUUUAUCUCAGCCAGAACGCGUCCGGCUACGGCCGAAGCCUUGUUGGCGCGACGGAUGGCGCAUCCCAGGCGCUGGCUGAGAACACGUCCCUCAGUGCCUUCGCCUUUGUGGCUGUCUACGGGCGCUCCGCCUUGGCGGAACAGAGCACCCCUACGGCCCAGGCCCUGAGCGAUGCUGGGUUGGCCCUUGUGGCCAACUUCACGGACCAGGACCUGGACGCUUUUGAACUCGGGGGCAACGUUACCUGGGAGCUCUCAGUCGGGGACUUGGCCCAGGUGCAGAGUUUCGUGGUUUACUUGGAGACCGGCGAAUCGGAGAGUCGGUCACAGCUGGGAGCCGUGGAUGCCACAGACACGGUCUAUCCCAUGCCCCCCGAGGUGCCUAUGGGCAACUUCGCAGAACUUACGGUGUAUGCCAGAUCCAGCCUCUUCGAGCAGACGACGCCCACGGGCCUGUUGCUGGAGGACACCAAUGCCAGCGUCUCCAGCACGGGCUUCGCGGACUUGGACCUGGAUGCCAAAGAGGUGGGGGGCCAGGUGACCUGGAACUUGCCGGAGGACCUGGCCCAGGUCACCGGCCUGGAGGUGUACCUCUUGGGGGCUGAGAGGUCGCAGGUGGCCUCUUUGAAGGCGUUGACCUCAGCGGAUAUCUUGCCGGACACCGCGACCCAGGACUUCACACAGGUCGCAGUGUUCACGCGCUCGGCUCUCACAGAGCAGACCACCCCCGGCACCGCGGCCGCGCUGUGGGACGCGUGGGCAUUGGCGGAAGAUGUCACCUUCGUGGACCAGGAUUUGGACGCACUGGAGCUGGCGGGCAACGUGUCCUGGGUGCCCAACAGGACGGUCAAUGCCGCCGUCAGCGGGUAUCAGGUCUAUCUCUCCAACAGCUCCACGGGUUUCGGGCCGGGUGAGCACGUGACCACCGAGGGCCCGGAGGCGGACAUUGCCACAGUACCGGCGGACAUCCCGCUCAGCACGCUGCGAUACGUGCAGGUCUACACCUUUUCCUCGCUGGCGGAGCAGAGCACACCCACAGCGGCAGAGCUCAGCGACGUGUGGUCCAGCGCCAGCAACGUGGCCUUCACGGACCUGGACCUGGACGCCGCUGAGCUCGGGGGCGAGGUGGCCUGGCAGCUCGAGGGCACAGGCGCCUGGCGCACCGCUGUGUACCUUGCGGCCGGAGCAAAAGGAAUCGGAUCCCGGUCCCCGGUGGGGGAGGUGGAUGCAGGUAUCUUCAACCUCAGCCUUCCAGUGGAUACGCCCAAGGGCACCUUCUCCUUCCUGGCAGUGUACACUAGGUCUCGCUUUGCGGAGCAAAGUUUUCCGUCGGCGCUGUGGGUGAACGACACCAACGCCUCGGUGGAGAACCUGGUCUUCGUGGACAAGGACCUUGAUGAGUCGGAGCUCGGGGGCGUCGUCUUGUGGAAUGAGUCGGAUGGGACGCAGGUGGAGGACUACCGCGUGUACCUCAGCGUGAACGCCUCCGGGGAUGAGCGCCAGGCGAUUGGCGACGUGUCCGCGGAGCCUUUUCAGGCGCCGUUAGCGGCAGACACAGCGCCGGGCAUCUUCCGCUUCAUCACCGUCUUCGCGCGCUCGAGUCUGGCGGAGCAGACGACGCCCGUGGCGCAGGCCACCAGCGACGCCUUCGUGGGGCUGUUGGCCAACUUCACGGACCAGGACCUGGACGAGGACGAGUUGGGGGGCACUCUGCAGUGGCAGGUCGUGGCGGGAGACACCUCUCAGGUGCAGGGCUUUGAGGCUUACCUCUCCGAGUCCGCGUUCCUGGGCUCUGCCGACGGCUCCGGCGCCCAGACGCUGGCCGUGCCGCCUGAGGUGCCACAGGGCAACUCCAGCCAUAUCCUGCUGUACGCAGUUUCCAGCUCCUUCCGCCAAACCUUCCCAGCGGAGGUGCUUGUGCUGGACACCAACGCAAGCGUAUCAGGCACCUCCUUCCUGGAUGAGGACCUGGAUGUGGGCCAGGUGGGGGGCCAAGUGUUCUGGGACCUGCCGGAGGAAACCGCCCAGGUGACCGGCUACUUGGUGUACUUGUCGAGUUCAGCCAACCGCUCGAUAAUCAGCCAACUGCCCACCACGACCACAGCGGUAGACCUGCUGCCGGACACUGACAUGCAGCAGUUCAGCCAGGUGGUGGUCUACACUCGCUCCGCCCUGGUGGAGCAGACGACUCCGGAUGCAGUUCAGCUCAGCGACGUGCAAGUCACGGUGGAGAAUUUGGAGUUUGUGGACCAGGACUUGGAUGCCUGGGAGUUGGGCGGCAACGCGACCUGGUGGGCCAACGACUCUGCGGUGGUCGGCUACAAGGUCUACCUCUCCAACAGCUCCAGCGGGCUGGCACGGCAGCCGGUGGGAAACUUGUUGGUGCAACGAUACUUGGAGGUGCCGGAGGACACCCCACUGGGGGACCUGCGAUUUUUGCUGGUCUACACCGUGUCGGGCCUCACGGAGCAAACGACCCCUGCUGCGCUGGUUUUCAAUGACACUGAGUCCAGCGUGCAACAGCUGGAAUUCCUGGACAAGGAUCUUGAUGUGGAUCAGCUAGGGGGUGCUGUCACCUGGCGCUUGCCCGAGGAGUAUGCAGAGGUGGCGCUUUACGCUGUGUAUUUGGGCACCAGCGCAGCAGGGGCAGGCCGUUCGUUGGUGGGCAGCACUGUGGCCACGCAGUUGGAUGUGCCCUUGGACACGCCACUCCAGGCCUUCAGCCACGUCUUGGUCUACAGCACCUCGGUCUAUGAGCAAAGUACCCCGGUGGCGCUGGCCUUCAACGACUCAUCCCUGCAGGUCCAGGAUCUCAGCUUCACGGACCAAGACCUGGACGACUACCACCUGGGCGGUCCAGUCUCCUGGGCACCACCGAUUGACACUGACGUGCUCGAAGGCUACGUGGUGUAUUUGGCGGGCUCCUCCUUGGGCGACGAGCGCCAGCUGCUGGGCAAUGUCACCGUUGGCAGCAAUGAGUUCCUUGUUCCUGCGGACACGGCGCUGGCCAACCACUCCCACCUCCUUGUCUACACCAGGUCCGACUUUGGCGAGGCCUCGGUGCCUGCAGCAGUGCCCAUCUUGGACGUGGUGUCACGCGUCUCUGACAUCAUCUUCGUGGACAAGGAUUUGGACGAGCAGGAGCUGGGCGGCAACGUGACCUGGACACCACCCCCAGACUUGACGCAGGUGGCGGGCUAUGUGCUCUACCUUGCAGAUGGCUUGCGAAGAUCACAGGUCGCUUCCCCGGAACUGGUGGGGGCCAACGAGUCCUUCGUGGAGGAGGACACGAAUCUCAGCUCCUUGACGCAGCUGGAGGUGUACUCCAGGUCUGUGCUGGCGGAGCAGACCACCCCGGGCACCUUGUUGAUCAGCGAUGCCGCGGCCACCGUAACAGGCCUAAACUUCACGGACCGGGACCUGGACGCGUCGGAGCUGGGCGGGGAGGUCGUUUGGCAGAUCCCAGAGGAGCCGCAGCUGGCGCGGUACAUGGUCUACCUGGUGACUGCUGGCAACAGGAUUCCGCUGAGCGCUGCCCUGGCAGCAGAGACCUCUUCGCUGCUGGUUGGCCCGGACUUGGCAGCAGGUGUUGAGCUGGCGGUCUACACGAAGAGUUCCCUUUUUGAGCAGACGACCCCGGCCACAGUGGAGGUUGUGGACUUGGAAGCCACUGUGUCGGACGUCGUCUUCGAGGACCUCGACUUGGACGAGUCCCACCUGGGCGGCGUCCUCAACUUUUCCGCGCCAGCGGACACCGCAGAGGUCACCGCCUACAGCGUUUUCUUCGCCGACGCCGAUUCAUCGGCCAUCGAAGUUCGCCGGCGCGUGCCCGUGACGCCGGACCUGGCGCCGGAGGAGUUGGGGGCUUUGAUCCCAGCGGACAUCGAGAAGGGCAACUUCUCGCACGUGCUGGUGUACACCAAAUCGGCCCUGGUGGAACAGUCCACGCCGGCAUUUGGUGUGCUCAACGACACAGAGGCAUCGGUCGAGAAUGUUGCCUUCGAAGACGAGGACCUUGACGAGGGGGACCUCGGCGGCACCGUUUAUUGGACUCCUCGGGGCGACGUGACGGCCAUCCAGGACUACCUCCUUUACGUGGACGGCAAGCUGAUGGGCUCAGCACCUUUUGGGAUGAAUCAGUUGAACAUCAGCGCGGACUUCCGGCCGGUGGUGCAGGAGCUGGCCAUCUACACCCGGUCGCGGAUCUAUGAGAGUAGCACCCCUCAGGUGCACAAUUUCAGCGACACUGCCGCGAGCGUGUCUGGCAUCCGCUUUGAUGACGAGGACCUGGACAAGUUCGAGCUGACUGGGUCCAUCACGUGGUCCCCGCCGCCGGACGAGCAGGUCACCUUCUUCCGAGUCUACUUUGCCUCAUCAUCCAGCGGCGUGGGCGGGUCGGGACGACUGCAGCUGAGCGAACAGCCCGCGGCAGUGACGGUCGCGUACAUCCCCAACAACUUUCAGACGGUCGGCUACAGUCACAUCCUUGUGUACACGGGUUCCGUUCUGGCGGAGCAGACCACGCCUGAGGCACUAGAGUUUGUGGAUGAUGCCCUGGAGGUGGCGAACCUCAGCUUCCCGGACCAGGACCUCGACGCCCAGGAAGUCGGAGGCUAUGUGUCCUGGGACACGCCGAACUUCACGGCCACGGUCUCGCACUACGCAGUGUACCUCUCCGUGGACGUCUUUGGCACCAACCGCUCCAAGGUGGGCGAUGACAUCCCGCUGGGCACCAACACUGCUUUGGUACCUGCGGAGACGCCCCUGGCGGAUUGGAAGUACGUCGCGGUGUACAUGAAGUCCCCUGGGGCAGAGCAGACUACACCGGCCAGCCUUCUCAUCAGCGACUCCGCUUUGCAAGCAGCGGACGUGCACCUCUUGGACCUGGAUCUCGACCCCCAGGAGAUGGGCGGCACUGUCAGCUGGUCCGCACCUUUUGACGAGCUGGUCACCGGCUACGAUGUUUAUUUGUCGCCCUCCGCCUCCGGACUCGGCCGGAGCCUGGUGGGCAAUUGCAGCGCCGAUAGCCUUGAGGUGCAGCUCCUGGUGGAGACCAGCGUUCUCAACUUUUCCUACGUCCUGAUCUAUGCCAGGUCGGCGCUGGCAGAGCAAAGCACGCCGGCGGCGGCCGAGCUGAACGACACGCAGGUGCCCAUAGAGGUGAACUUCACGGACCAAGACCUGGAUGAGAACGAUCUGGGGGGCCUAGUCACGUGGACGGUCGCAGGGGACUGGGAGCUGGCCAGCGGCUACACGCUGUACCUCGCGGCCAAAGCGGAUGGCACGGCCCGUUCGCAGGUGGAUAUCAGCCCUGCCACCGGCCGCAGCAGCAUUUUCCCCGCCAACAUACCCAAGGAGGUCGCCGAUGGCCGCAUUUUGUCCAACGCCCUGGUCUAUGCCUACUCCGCGCUGGCGGAGCAGAGCACUCCCGGCUGGGCACCGGUGAGCGACACACAGUCAAUGGCAGUCAACAUCAGCUUCGUGGACCAGGACUUGGACGAAGAUGAGCUCGGGGGCACCAUCACUUGGACUCCGAACGGGGAUGUGGAGCACGUGACUGCGCACCUGGCAUACCUGGCGGUGGAUGCGUAUGGUGACAAUCGCUCGCUGGUGGGCAGCGGGGACGCGGCGGUGGCACUUGCGCCAGAGCAAGCUUUGUGGGAGUUCAGCCACGUGCUGGUCUACACGCGCUCGGUGUUGGCGGAGCAGAGUACACCGCAAGCUGCGGCGUUGAAUGACACGAUUUCGAGCGUGUCCAACGUGAGCUUCCCAGAUCAAGAUCUUGAUGCCCUGCAGCUGGGCGGCCGCGUGUCCUGGCUGCCCCCUGCUGAGAUGUCGCAGGUGACGCACUAUGGGAUCUACCUGGCAGGAGGUGCUGGGCGCUCGCAAAUUGGCGCGGAGCCUGCAGGUGCGGAGUACAGCGACCUGCAACCUGAGCAAGAGCUGGGGGACUUCACGGACGUGCUCGUGUACACCUCCUCCGCCUUGGUGGAGCAGACCACUCCGCAGGCGCUGAACCUCAGUGACACCAGCUCCAGCGUCUCCGGCGUGCGCUUCGUGGACGUGGACCUGGACGCCACUGAGAUUGGCGGCGACGUCUUCUGGGACCCGCCCAAUGAGUCGUCGCAGGUCUCAGGAUACUUGUUGUACCUGGUCGGGCCGUCUGUGAAUCGCUCGGCUGUGGGUGCGGCCACGCUGGGCACCAAUACUCUGCCGGUGCCGGAGGAGACUUUGCUUCCGCCUUACGACAGUUUGCUGGUGUACACCUCCUCUGCCCUGGUGGAGCAAACUACUCCCACCCGCUUGGUCAUCAGUGACACCAGCGCUACAGUGACAGAGGUGCUGUUGGUGGACAAGGACUUGGACUUGGAUCAGCUCGGCGGAGAGGUGACAUGGCUGGAGCCCAGUGACACCGCGCAGGUGAGCAGCUACGCCAUCUUCCUUGAAGGACCUACGGUGAACCGCUCGCAGAUUGGACUCGUAGCGGUGGGCUUGAGCAACAGUUCCCUGCCGCCAGACACGGCUUUGGGAAACUUCACGCAGGUGGCCAUCUACACACGCUCGCAGCUGGUGGAGCAGUCCGUGCCAGCAACCUUCAGCAUCAGCGACAGCCUGGCUUUGGCGCUUCACCUGUCAUUCGCAGAUGAGGACUUGGACGCUUGGCACCUGGCGGGGGACUUAUCCUGGCAGCCUCCCGACGUGGCUGCGGGGUACGCCUUGGCUCAGGUGACACAUUACGUCACCUACCUGGCGGACGACCCCUCAGGCACCAACCGCUCCUUGCUGGCGGAGGUUCCGCUGGGUACCCAUCAGCAAACGCUGCAGCAGGACACAGAGCGGCAGCUCUUUCUGCUGGUCUACACCAAGUCUGCGCUGGUGGAGCAAACGACCCCUGCCGCGCUCUUUGCCAGCGACUCGGCGUCUCCAGUGGUGAACGUGACCUUUGUGGACAAGGUACCUUGCAAGGGUUUGCAGCAGGACCUGGACGAAGGGGAGAUGGGUGGGACCAUCUUCUGGGACGAGCCUGCGGACCUCGCGCGCGUGACCAAGUACUGCGUCUACCGUUCCGCGGGCGCCGACGGCGUCUUUGGGCGGUCCAAGCUCUACAACGAUGUGCUUGUCGGCACGGCUCCGCCGUCUGUGCCCGUGUCCGCGGACAUGACCAUCAGUGUGUUUCAGUACAUUGCGGUCUAUUCCAAGUCCAGCCUCUAUGAGCAGACCACGCCGGAGGUGGUGGAGAUCAACGACACCGUGGCAAAGGUGCAGAUUCUGAGCUUCACUGAUCGGGAUUUGGACGAGGGCGACGUGGGGGGCAUCUUUACCUGGCUUCCACCCCUGGACAUCGCGCAGGUGACCCACUACCGCGCCUACCUUUCCGCACCUCCCACCCGCUCGAGCCUCUUGCUGGAGACCCCCGUAGGCGCCAGCCAGGACUUGCUUCCUGCAGAAAGCUUCUUGCUCAAUGCCACGCACUUGCUGGUCUACACGGUUUCCUCCCUGGUGGAGCAAACCACCCCCGACUCCUACGUCUUCUACGACAUGAGUGCCAGCGCGUCCCAGGUCCAGUUCGUGGAUAAGGACACGGACUUUGGCCAGGUUGGCGGAGUGGUAGAGUGGCUGCCACCCAGCGACACCUCGCGAGUGGAGGUAUAUGUGACCUACUUCGCUCAAGACACCUCCGGCCUUGGCAAGUCCCUGAUCGGAGAAGACCAGGUGAACUCUACCGUGUUGGCGGACACCCAACUGGGCCUCAACACCCAGGUGCUGGUCUAUACCCGCUCCUCGCUGGUGGAGCAAACUACCCCGGCCUUUGCGCAGGUGAGCGACACCGCGUCGGCGGUGCCUUACCUCCACUUUACCGACCAAGACCUGGACGUGCAGCAGAUUGGCGGGAUCCUCACGUGGCAAGCCCCCGAGGACAACGGCACCAUUACUCACUACACGCUCUACGCCGCGGAGGAUGAGCUCGGCGCCAACAGGACCCAGAUAGCGGAGCUCCCGUUCGGGGCGACCGACGUGACCUUGCCGUCGGACUUCGAUCUUGAGAACUACACGCACCUUCUCAUCUACACCAAGACGGACGUGAGCGAGCAGACGGUGCCGACCUCGCACCUCAUCUUCGACGAGACGGCCCUCGUCAGCGAGGUGCACAUGGCGGACAAAGACUUGGACGCCUUAGAGCUCGGGGGCACUAUCACAUGGUCGCCUGCAACCAAUGUGCUGGUGACGGGGUACUACGUUUACCUGGCGGAGACGGCGGCAGGCGACGGCAGAGUCGGGGUUAACGGCUUUGUACCAGUGGGCACCAACUUGGUGCAUUUGGCCCCGGACGCGGCUUUGAACUUCUCGCGCUUCGCCGUGGUCUUCUGCGCCUCCGCGCUGGCGGAGCAAACGACCCCCAGCGCGUUUGUGCUGAGCGACUCCGCGGCGCAAGUGCUGAGCAUCAACUUCACGGACUUGGACUUGGACUUGGGACAUUUGGGGGGCGAAGUUGCCUGGCAGCCGGCGCCAGAUUCUGCACAGGUCACGGGGUACUUUGUGUACCUCGCAAAUGCCUUUGAAAACGACCGGUCCUUGGUCGGCAACACUUCCGCGGCCGUGUACGAGAUCGACCUGGCGCACGACCAAGACGUGGGCUCCUUCGCGCAUGUCUUGGUCUACGCAUCCUCCUCCCUGGCCGAGCAGAGCACACCGCUGGGCUUCAACUUCAGCGAUACGGACUCCAGCGUGAGCGCUGUGAAUUUCACGGACCGCGAUCUGGAUGCCAACGAGCUGGGAGGCACCAUCCACUGGACGCUGCCGGAGGAGGACUCGCUGGUGACCCACUACGUGCCGUACCUGGCGUUCGACGAGUUCGGCCAGAACCGGUCACAGGUCUCGGAGCUGCCGGCGCCUGCCCUGGCUGCACACCUGGCGCCCGACCAGGCGGCUGGUGACUUCGCCCACGUCUUGGUCUUUACCCGGUCCGCCUUGGCGGAGCAAACCACGCCGCAGGGUGCCUACAUCGAGGACCUGAAUGCCUCGGUGAGCUUCGCCACCUUCGUAGACCAGGACUUGGAUGUGGAUCAGUUGGGGGGCCCCAUCGCGUGGGAGGCCCCCGACUCCUUGCACCAGGUGGCGUUCUAUGAUGUGUACUUCCAGGGACCUCAGGCUGACGCACUGUCCAAGCUGGGCACCACAGAGGUGGGCACCAAUCUUAUCGACGUGCCAGUGGACUUCCCUCUGGGCAACCUGACGCACAUCCAGAUCUUUACUCGCUCCACCUUGGUGGAGCAGACGACUCCCUUCGUCUUC